Molecule: messenger RNA, 651 nt
Organism: Polypterus senegalus (gray bichir)
Lineage: Eukaryota; Metazoa; Chordata; Cladistia; Polypteriformes; Polypteridae
Gene: rpl21
Product: ribosomal protein L21
Exons: 6
Coding region: 130-612 (160 amino acids)
Biological process (GO): translation
Cellular component (GO): ribosome; cytosolic large ribosomal subunit
Molecular function (GO): structural constituent of ribosome
Source: RefSeq, a predicted model, not a curated record
CAAAUUAUGAAGAUACCAAAGAUUUCAUAAAAUGAUGUCCUAAGAGGGCAAACUGGGUCUUGCCAGUGUACAAAAAGGCAGCCCAUGCACAUCUGCCUAAGAAGUAAUCAGAGUUUUUAAAACAGUAAAAUGACGAACACACGAGGCAAAAGGAGGGGAACAAGGUACAUGUUCGCCAGGCCUUUCCGUAAGCAUGGACCUAUUCCAUUGUCCACUUACAUGCAUAUCUACAAGAGAGGAGAUAUUGUUGAUAUCAAAGGCACAGGAACUGUCCAAAAAGGCAUGCCACAUAAGUGCUACCAUGGCAAGACUGGUAGAAUUUACAAUGUUACCCAACAUGCUGUAGGCAUCAUUGUCAAUAAACAGGUUAAAGGCAAGAUUCUUGCUAAGAGAAUUAAUGUGCGUAUUGAGCAUAUCAAGCACUCAAAGAGCAGAGAUAGCUUCCUGAAACGUGUGCAGGAAAAUGAAAGAAUUAAAGCUGAGGCCAAACAGUCCGGCAAGUUUGUGGAGCUGAAGCGCAAGCCUGCUGCUCCAAGAGAGGCUCACUUUGUCAGAACCAAGAAAAAUGAACCCCAGCUGUUGGAACCUAUUCCAUAUGAAUUCAUGGCAUAAUUGUCCUGAAAAUGCAAAUAAAGUUCUGUUUUCCAACAA